Molecule: messenger RNA, 588 nt
Organism: Dibothriocephalus latus
Lineage: Eukaryota; Metazoa; Platyhelminthes; Cestoda; Diphyllobothriidea; Diphyllobothriidae
Source: the annotation of a GenBank genome assembly
AUGCUAUGCUAUGCCUAUCUAUAUGCUAACCUUAAUACUGUUUUCACGUGUUCUAGCCUACAUCUAGCCAUGAGCCGUGUACUGAAAGACAAGAACCGACCGAAGGGGCCAAUGUCCGCCUACGCCUGCUUCGUUCAAGUGAUUCGGGAAGAACACAAACGGAAACAUCCCGGCGAACACAUUGUUUUCAGUGACUUCUCAAAAAAAUGCGCUGAACGUUGGAAGGUUAUGACAGCAAAGGAGAAGAAGCGUUUUGAGGACAUGUCUGCCAUUGACAAGGAGCGUUUUAACCGUGAAAUGGUUGACUACGUGCCGCCUGAGGGUGUCAAGAAAGGCAAGAAGAGGAAGGCCCCUAAGGACCCAACUCAGCCAAAGCGUGCCUGGUCCGCGUUCUUCUUCUUCUGUGAUGAGUUCAGAGGCAAAAUUAAGGAGGAACACCCUGAGUGGAAGGUCGCUGACAUUGCCAAAGAAUUGGGCCGUCGGUGGGAAGACUGCUCCGACAAGCCCAAGUACGAAGCCUUGGCCCAGCAAGACAAACAACGAUAUGAGGAGGUAGGCUUCACUAUCCUCUUUUCCUGUCUGUGGUAA